UACAUUUUCCCCCUAGUAGCGGAAGUGUACAAAAAACGCGUCAAAAUGGCGUCAAAAUAGUAUUAAUUUAACUCGACACAUUUUUGGUUACUUUGUAAAUUCUUUCUAUCUCUUAGUUCUAGACCUACUUAAGAACUAAUAGUUAUUCCACUAUCACUUUAAAUGAUACGUAAGUUUUCUUGGUAAUCUAUUGCUUUGGAUACGUACUUUCAGUAUAAAAGCAUCAAAGAGACAUCUGGUUGUGUCCAGACAUGCCCUCAGCAGACGAUGAUGCCCAGUCACUGGCAGCUUUUAAUGCUGUUGAAGAACAUCUCAAAACUCUUGGUCUCUGGGAAUUCCCAUGUGGUACAGGCAAAUGGCGAGAACUGGAGCCAAUCCAAAAAGUUCCACUGAAGAAGCUAAAAAACAAAAAGCCAAUCAAAACUUUAGAUCAGAAUUGUGAUACUGAUAGCAUUAAAUUGCAGGCUGAAAAAGAAAAAGUGGAAUCACUGCAAGAACUUGUCAUCUCACCAUUUUCUCCCUGGCAUGCUGACUGCUCAUGGAGCAAUGAGGCAACAAAACUUCGAGAAAUGGCUGUCAAAACACCAGCAGUUUUAAGCAGAGAUGUGGUUUUUUCAUACUUUAAAACAAUUCGAAUAUGUGAUUAUAAUAUAACAGAGAUUGAUGAAAAAAUGUUGCAGCUAAAAAAUUUGGAGGAACUUACUUUGACGGCAAAUAGAAUCCAUCAUGUGGAUUCUAAGCAUCUUCCACCUACAUUAAAAGUUCUUGAAUUAUUUGCCAAUGACAUCACAGAUCUCUCCCAGCUAUGUUUGAAGCCUCCAUUGCUGGAACAUUUAGGUCUUGGAAACAACAACAUUUCUGUACUAGGUAGCUGUCUGUCAGCCACCCACUGGCCUCAGCUUGUGAGCCUGGACCUAAGUAACAACAACCUGCUGGGGUUUGAGGAGACCAUCACAAACUUGGCCCAACUGCCUCGACUCAAGACUCUCCUUCUAGUGGGCAACCCUUUAAGUUUUGUGCCUGCCUAUAGAGGCUUUACAAUUGAUUUUAUGUCCAGCCUUAGUGUGCUGGAUGACACACACAUUUCUGUAGAUGAAAGGCUUCAACUUAAAGGACUCAAGAAAAUGAAAGAAUACAUAGAGGAAAUAGCAAGAAUACAAAUUGGGGUGAAGCAUAUUCAGGGCAUCCCUUGUCCAGAUGAGAUCAAGCACAAGGACAUCAUGCCUGAAUUUCCAGUUGUUGAAAGAAAGUAUUUCCUUCAGUUUAUGAUACCAGUCGGGGACCCAACAUUGCCUUUAUUUGUUGGUUCAGAAAACUGGACAGAGGCAAAUUCUUUGACCAGCGUGGCCCAGGCCACUUCAGAACCACAAAGUAUGGGGCCAAGUUUGCCAAGUUCUGGAUAUCUUACGGAAACAAGAAACACAGUGACCGACUCCAGCCAAUCAGAUGGAAGACCGUCAGAUGAUGUCAGUGGUGUGGAAUCUAGUGUUGUGUCCUCUGUGGUGGCAAGCCCGGACAAGUCAGGACCAGUCACCGCUGAUGUCACUGCUGAGGAUGAAAAUGCAAAUGCUUCAUGUAGUUCAUCCAGCACCCUGAGAACAUCCAGCACUGAGUCCAUGUUUCCACUCAAAACAAAACCCAUGUCAUGGGCGCAAGAACUAGAUCUCCACUGGGUUGCUGAGCUUUACAGAAAUGACCUCAUAACAAUGAAAAGAUUUUUCAAGAAAGGAAUGGACUUUAUGUUAAUGGAACAAAUUAUUCUGGGCUACCCCGCUGAUCAAAUAGACGGAGAAGAAAAAGUUUCUAAAGGCAAAAAGGACAAGUCUAAAGACAAAGAAAAACCAGAAGAAAUGCUGCAAAAGACAAAAAAGGAUGUGAAGAAGAAAAAAGAUGUUGAGAUAGUUCAGUCUGAGACAACAGUAAACACCAUUGCAACUUUUCAUGCACCAUUGGAAUGUUUUCUGGAGGGGGAAUAUGAAUACAGCAAUGUUUUCACUGAAAACAUUUCUUGCUCCUCCCCUCUCUCUCAGCUUGAUGAUGAUAAAAACAGCUUAAAGAAAAAAGAAAAGAAAAAAGAUGAUAUUCCAGAUCCAAAAGAUAAAAAUAAAAAUGCCAAAGCUGCAGCCAUGAAGGAUGAGAAGAAGAAAAAACAAUCUCUAGCCCUGGAGUCUGAGGAUGGAGCUGCAGCUGCUCCUUUAGAGAUCAAGAUUAGUGUCAAGCUUUUUCACUGGACCUCAGCUACUGACCCAAUCAAUGAUGAGAAAAAAAAGAAUGAUUUAUUACGCAAGAAAGAGCAAUCAGACCUUGCCUGAAGUCUAAUUAAAAACUGUUUUAGUUUUUAAAAAAAAGGAAAUGAACUAAAAUACUUGUCAAUAUUUCUGAUAUAACUCCACUUCCACCACAGAAAUAAUGUCUUUCUAUAUAAGUUAGAAAUAUGUUAGCUCACUAAAUACCAAACACAUUUUCACACAUAUAGACUCUUAGCUUAGAUUCCCUACAUUCUUCCCCUAACCUUGUCAUAACAAAAAUCUUUCUGCAAAAUGAUUUUCAUUUGGAAUAGUUUAAAAAAAUAUUUGUUUUAUCAAGUCUGUUAUGUGUUGAAAUGAUUUUUGUAAUUGUAUAUCUGGCAAAGAUGGUGUAGACCAUGUGGUGUAUCUCUUGUUUAAUCAGCCAGGUCAAAGGUCAGCCAGUUAUUGGCUGGAAGUUGCCAAUUGGGUUAUGAAGCAAAUAUUUGUACUCAUUUGUUGUGUCAACUUCAUUUAGAAUAAGCCAAACGCUACCAUUAAGGACUCACUUUUUUUUAAAUAAAUUGUUUACUUUGGACGUACUUUAUGAAAAAAAUGUACUUACUAGGAAAAGGAAAUAAAAUUUUUUAAAACAA
Messenger RNA from Physella acuta, 2881 nucleotides. RefSeq names its product leucine-rich repeat-containing protein 43. Lineage: Eukaryota; Metazoa; Mollusca; Gastropoda; Physidae. Gene Ontology annotation, cellular component: cytoplasm. The record is from RefSeq and is a predicted model, not a curated record.